Molecule: messenger RNA, 6510 nt
Organism: Homarus americanus (American lobster)
Lineage: Eukaryota; Metazoa; Arthropoda; Malacostraca; Decapoda; Nephropidae
Exons: 7
Coding region: 842-2596 (584 amino acids)
Biological process (GO): lipid metabolic process
Molecular function (GO): phosphoric diester hydrolase activity
Source: RefSeq, a predicted model, not a curated record
UGUGGACAACACUGUGGCGGCAGGCCUAGCAGUCGACAACACUGAUCCCGAUUCCCACCCUAGUCAAAGCCUUUUAGUGUUGAACAUGAAUGAAACUAUGACGAUGAAUACUGAUAGUGUUACUGUGUACAGAAGUGAAAAGAAUUUUAAGAAAGACUUUAUUUUGGAUAAUAAUGGACAAAUACUUAUACACUGACGUUUAUUUCUUAUUUCCGGAUAGUAUUCCCAAACAAAUGAUUGACAUUGUGACAAUAUAAACAAAAAGAAACAAACCAAAUUCAUAAACUUAAAAAGAAAUACAAAUGGACUCAAGCAAACUGUUCAUAUGGCCGCCGUGAACAACAACAGGUGAGAAGAACUGUAGCCGCCUCCUGUAGCCUCCUCCUGUAGCCGCCUCCUGCAGCCGCCUCCUGUAGCCUCCUCCUCCCUACAGUGUGGUGAGACAAGCCUCGCCCUCUCCUGGAGUGUCGUCUGCCACUAAUUAUGGGCUGCGUACAAACAAUCAGAGGGUGAUCAGGAUGGCGACGAUCAGAUCACAGGACACACAGAUGACUUAUUGAACAGAUCAGAGUUGGUAAACAUGUGUAGAUAAAUGAUUCUACUGUGGAGUGUUAAGCUGGGAGGAAAGUUUGUCUUGGUGCAUUACUGAGGGCGGUGAUACGGGCCACACCACUCUGGCCACACGACUCUGGCCACACGACACUGGCCACACGACUUUGGCCACACGACUUUGGCCACGCCACACUGCUGAAAUACCUGGUAGGUCGAGUGUGACGAGGUGAACGGCGGAGAGGAGGAAGAGUCGACGUAGUUCUCAGAAUGAAAACAAAUGACGCAGUAGAUGGGAGAGAAAGAGUCCGAGGUAGACGAGGCUGUUAGCAUCGACAGCCUCCAGCAGAGUCUUAGCCUCGAGGAAGUCUUCAACGGGCACAACAAGAGCUCCUCGAGACGCCAUGACGGCCGGCCAUUCCUCCUCAGUGUCGAGGAGGCUCACCGCGGACGCCGAGUUACAGCGUUCGAGGAUGAGAGGAGCCACACUACCCGCCCGAGGACGCCCACGCCAGAGUCCGGACGGCAGAAGAAGGCGUGGACCAGGAGGAAAGGCUUCACUCUCUUUAACUUCCGGAGGUCGCGGCAGGAGGACCGGAGUAAAGAGACGCUGGGGAAUGGCAACGUGCCGCCCCUGACCAACACCACAACCACCCUUACUGACGUAGACAACGGCGAUAACAACCACGUGACCAACCUCGCUCUCUUCCACUGUGUCAACAACCCAGCCACCGCCGCCAAGAACAACGGGGACCUGGCCAGCCUCCGGUCCCUCAGUCCUGCCCCUGAACUGGUCCCUUUCCACGAUGAGGACCCCGCCGCCCCUAACGACCUCUCCUCUUUAUACUGUAUCCUCAACAACCGCAACAAGGGCGUCGGGGACUUCACCUCCAUUACCUUCGAGUCAGAGGAGCUCAGUGCCGCCGCUAACGUCCACCAGGCGUCGCGUCCCAACACACAGGAACACAUGGUUAAGCCGCAGCUGAUCCGCCCACUCACCCGCGACGGUGGGCGGCCGCCUACUGGAGAAGGGAAGGCCCUUUUUAUGACGUCCAAACACCUCCCCGCCCACAUCCUCCCGCCUCUCGCAGUAUGGGAGUCCUCGGUGGCCGGCGCCGUGGGGGACGUCACUAAUAACUUGGAGUCCUGGAUGACGAACCUUCCACCAUCACUAAAACGACUCCGACUCAACUACCUGUUUAUACCAGGUUCUCACGACUCGUUCAGCUACACCUUAACUCCUGAAGAAGAGGUGGGUCCUGACGCCCCUAACUUGGUGUCCCAUAUCAACUCUUGCGUCCCGUGUAUCGCCAGACCCUUAAUACUACGUUGGUCCGUCACACAGCGAGCCUCGUACUUCGACAUCCGCGUGGCUGUGAGAGGGUCGAGAUUCUACUUCGUUCACGGCCUCUACGGGGAGGACCUGACGUCCCUCUUAUCUGAGAUCCGUCAGUUCCUGGUGAAGCAUCCGGGCGAGGUGGUGCUCUUAGACUUCCAACACUUUCACGGACUGACAGCCAAUGAUCACCUCGUGCUCGUCACCUACAUCAAGGAGCUCUUCACCGACCUCAUCUGUCCUUACUUCCAUCAGCUGGAUCACCUCUCUCUGGCCUACCUCGCCCGCUUCAAGUACCAGGUGUUGGUGUUCUAUAGACACACGCAGACGAUGCAAAAUGUAUCUUGGCUGUGGUCUGGCGCCUCCCUGCCCAACCCCUGGCCAGACACCACCUCCAUCACCUCCCUGCUCGCCUUCCUCGAGGAUAAACUGCGUAGCCGAUCUCACAACACUUUCUUCGUCACCCAAUGUGUGUUGACGCCAACGGGAGGUUACCUGGCGAGGAACAUGUUAGGGCACCUGGAGAAGAGGAUGGCUGCCCCUAUUAACAAGAUGGUCCCGGAGUGGUUAGAGAGCCUCCCCAGCGGACUCCCGGGAGCUAACGUGAUCAUGACAGACUUCGUGGACCAUAACGACUGGGCGGUACCGAAAGCCGUGGUCAGCAAGAACACCGUCGCCCUCCUCUCGUCCCCUCAGAACUUAAAAUAUUGAUGGGUGUGUGUGGUAACCUUUCAUAUCCUCUGCUCGAUGUGUUCUAAAGUGCAGGAGUGCUUGAGACUAUGGCAGGUUUCAGGCCUUAUCCCAUGUGUUCUGAAGGACUGAAGGAGUGUUUCAGGUCCCAACUUAAAUGAUACUCAAACUGUUACAGCUUUCAGGUCCUAUGUUAUCUUUUCUGAAGUACUGAAGGAGUGUUUCAGAUCUCUCAGGUUAAGUAAAACAAAAUGAACUGUGGUUACCUAUCAAACAUUCAUACAAUUGGUUCUAUAUUUCAGGUAGUGCUUUAAUUAUGACUCAUACAUCUAAUAGGGAGUCAAUUACAGACAGACAGACUGACAUUAAGUGGAAGAGGAAGAUGGUUAUUUGACUGUCUCAUCUAGAAAUACACCAACAUAACAACUUGCAUCUUUACUGUACAGAUUUGCAUUAUAAAAUAGCCUGAAGAACCUUCCACAACCUGAAAUUAACAAAGUAAAUAGUAUUCUCUGGAUCUUAGUUACUGGGCCUGACAGAGUGAAGAAACAUCCUCAUUAAUGGAUUAAAUCAACCGUCAUACCUGCCUUCUUACACUCUCUCCUUUAGUGGAAUGUAAAGGAAAGGGAUUGAUAAAUAUUAAGUAAACUGUAAAUAUAUCAAAAUAAUUAGACCUUCAGAUGAUACAGCCAUUUGAAGAGUCGUGAUCACCUGCCUAGCACACCUAUAGUAUAUACCUCAUUAACCUGUGUGACAGCUUAAAAAAAAUAUUCAUUGUUAUAGAUUCUUUUAUUUUUUGUAAUUUUGUUUUUUUUACUCUAAAGUUUAUUGUAUUUUAGGAGAAUAUAUUUAUUUAAUGAGUUUUGUUUAGUAGUGUUAGGUGAUUAAAUAUUUGUUAGUGUUUUUGUCACUAGUCAUUAAGGUGUGUGACAGGAACGCUCUUUAAAUCUAGUCUUGUUACUUUUAUUGUUACCUGUUGAGUUUUGUUACGUCAUAAGCGUGUGCCAAUAACUUUUUCACCUGACCUAAUGGUACAAGAGGAUUGGUUAAGACAGAUGUAGAAUAUUUACGAUUUUAUUUAAGAAUAGCUGUAUAGUAUUUACUGAAGGGCUAUUGUUUGAUUAUGAUUUUAUUUAAGCUGUAGUGAUAAUAGUAAAAUUAUUUUGUUAGUUGAUUACAAUUUUAUUUAGGAAUUGUUGUAGUAUUUAUUGAAGGAACUGACUGAUUAUAUUUAAGAAUAGCUGUAUAGUAGUUAUUAAAGGACUAUUGUUAGAGUAUAUUAAAGAAUAGUAAUAAUAGUAAAAGACAGUUUCGAUUACUCACGAUUUUAUUAAAGAUAAGGUAGAAGGAAAUUGUCACCCUGAUUGGCAAUGUUAUUACUGUACUUGAAUUUUGAUAUUAGCGUUUGUUGGGAUAAAUUUCUGGUCAUAUUAAGUGUAAAUAUUUUUUGUUUUGAUUUACAAGGAAAAUAAUUGUUCGUAAAUGUUCGUAUGGUGAAUGUUAGUGUAAAUAUGUGUUGUAAAUGGUUUCUCUUGUGUGUUUGUUUGAUGUGCGUUGUUAAGCUUGUGUUUUGGGCUGUUGUGAGUAGAUAAGUGAAAUUACAGUAGUUUGUAUGUUUUUUAUAUGACUGUUUGUGUGUGUGUGUGUGUGUGUGUGUACAGAUGUUUGUAUUUGUGUGUACUUUUGAAGAGUGUAUGUGUGUUUUUAUCUGUGUAUGUAGAAAUGUUUGUAUUUAUGUGUACUUUUAGAGAGAGAGAGAGUGUGUGUGUGUGUGUGUGUACAUUCGACAUCUUGAUAAGGCUUAAGCGUUCGUUUCUUCAACAAUACUCUCUUGAAGAAAUUUCCACCAGCCAGGUCCCCCCAUCACCCAGUGCCUUAACAUACGAGGUAGCUCAUGUUAUUACCAACCUUCGUUUACACCUGUUUACCUCAGGAUUCCUUCACCUGCACAGCUUAUCUCCAGUGUCUUGCUGCCCUUCCCUGGGAUUAUUUUAAAGUCAUAUUCAGUACAAUGACCAUUUUAUGAUGUUUGUAGGGUAAUGUUAAUAAUAGAUGUUUGUUAUUUAUUGUUACUACCAUUUCUCACUUGUACGACACUUUUAAUCUCAGUUAAUGGUAAGAUGUACAGUGUUGGAAAAGUACCAAGAACAACAAUACAAAAACAUUUACAGCUAACUAUUUUUUCAACUGUAUAUUUAUAUUUUAGAGGACAUGAAGUAACCAAGUGUAACCAGAUAGCUAAAAUUAUACUCUUUGGAUAGUUUUUGUUAGAAUAGAUUUGGUCUGGUUGGUUUUUGUCAUCAGCUUUCAUAAAUAAACUAGGUUAGACUUUGCUCUUCUUGAUACUUAAUUAACAUUGUAUAUGAUGCCCGUAGCUGUGUGUAUAUCGCGUGUGUUACUGCCUCCAGGCGUUUAGUUCACUCUUCACCCGCUAGAGGCGCUGCUCAAUGUCAACAAGAAUACCCUUUCAAUAACACAUUCUAAGAACUUUAAGCUCAAAACAGGAAAGAAGAAUGUUAAUAUUUUUUAUUAUGUAGAGGUUUUAGAUAAUUUUAUGUCAGAUCUUAGAGUUAGAUGAUAAGAAAAGGGUAUAUUUUGGUUCAUAUAUGAACGCGAGGGAACUACGAACCUAUGAACUCUUGGAGGCUGUUUGUUAUCGACCACAUUUUGUCUUGAGUUCCUUGUUAGAUUUGAAGCUCUGACUGUGAUACCCCCUAUUAUGCCACGCACACUGUGAAGCCUUAGACUGGUUUCCUGCGUGGUUUCACUUGUAAAUAUGAUGCAUUAUGUGUCAAGGAUGGCGUUUAUGGACGACACCUAAACGUGACUUAACCUAACUUAACCAAGAGGUCUUAACUCAUUCCACUUGUGUAUUUCCUAACUUAGAAUACACGCUUAAAGAAGCUUAGUAAUACAUUAUAGCUAACUAACCUAACUUAAAAUACACUCUUGAAGACCUUAUCUGGAAUGAGUUAUAUGUUUAGUUUUAAUUGGUUCGUUCAUGAGUCGUUAAUUACGAUCAUAAAAAAACAUCUAAUUUUAACUUUAUUUUAUAUUUGAAUAUAUAUGAAUGAAUGUUAGUUAUACGUGUGUGUGUGUGUUAGUAUCAUGGCAUGCCAGUCAGGUGCUCAUCUGAUCUACACCAUUGUAACUGAUUGCUCACCUUAUCUCAGUGUGAUUUUUCGCCACUAAGAAUAUAUAAGUGAUUUUCGUGAUAAAUUUUUUGUUAUUUAUUAUUUACAUUAAUAAUGAAAGAAUAGGAGAGACUUGCUCACCUAAUACAGGGAUAAGAAAGAGUGAUUUUGUUGUUCUUAAUAAGGAAUGUGAACUCUUGCCUCUGUAACAGUGAGACAUAAGUGUGGCUCCUAAGCUCUACAUUACCCUCACUGCACCCGGAACUUAAACUAACCUAACCUUAGCGAAACCUGGAUAUGGGGUACCACCCUCUGUCUAUUUCACCUGAUGAUUAAACACUCUGAUUAACCUCACCUAACCUAAUCAAAUCAAACCUAACCAAAUCUAACUUAAGCUAACCUAACCUAAUCCCCAUCAGGUAUCGUUCGGGUGUUUAAUCGUCAGGUGAAAUAAGCUAGGGUGCCUAAUCAACAGGUGAGCCAUAAUGAAUAAUUCUUCAUUAUAUAGAUAUUGUUAAUACCCGUGUUAAAAGUGAAUAAAUUACACUGUUAUUCAUUCCUCAAAGUUUAUUAUACACAGCAUUAAAAGAUCUCAUUAUUGUUCUUUAAAUUAUAGGAAUUAUAACUAUGAAUAUAUUAUUGUACCUGUGAAUGAUGCAGUUUUAUCGUCACAAGAGACAAACUCACAGACCUAAAUCAAAAUAAAGUCGAUGGGAUAAAUUAUAGAGGUUGUCUUAUUUUUUGGUAAAUAUUUGUCCACGUUUUACAACACUAUCAAAUAAAUUGUCUUGAUCUACAGUA